Panthera uncia (snow leopard) is the source of this 4338-nucleotide messenger RNA. RefSeq names its product gem nuclear organelle associated protein 8 (gene GEMIN8). The record is from RefSeq and is a predicted model, not a curated record. Lineage: Eukaryota; Metazoa; Chordata; Mammalia; Carnivora; Felidae. Gene Ontology annotation, cellular component: SMN complex. Gene Ontology annotation, biological process: spliceosomal snRNP assembly. The coding region runs from base 3347 to 4054 and encodes 235 amino acids. The transcript is spliced from 5 exons.
GGGGAGUGAGGGAGGAGCCUGGAGGCCCCGGAGCCUGGCUUCUUCUGAUGCCGGGAGAGCCGAGGGCUUGGCUGUCCCGUUGUCGUAAUUAGCAUCGACCCGCGGGGCCCGUGAGAUUCCUAAAUCAUUGCCGGUUCAGUGGUGACAGAGAACCGGUUCCAGAGACUCAGCUCUGCCGCGCUUCGGAAUCGGCGGAAGACUUUUAAGAAUUCGGAUGCCCGGGCCCCCAUCCCAGACCAUUCGAAUUCGAGUGUCUAGAAGUGGGGCCCGGGCAUCGGUGUUUCUAGUGAAGCUCGCCCACGUGAUUCCGGGGUGCCGAGUAAAAGUCUGGAAAGUGAAUUCGGACUUGGGCCGUGCAGCCCAGGGCAGCCUCAUCCUUGGAGGGAUGUCCGGAAUAUUGGCCCGUCCGCUCAAAACUUGGCGUUUUCUUUCUUUUACCUCACACUUUGACCUCUGUGGGAAGUCCUAAAGUUUGGUGGAAGUUACCUGGAGAACAUUUGGCACCGGUAGUCUUUAAAGGGCCUUAUCGGUGAAAGGGGAGAAUGCCUGCCCACUUUUCUUCCUCAGUAGCUGAGUGGAGCUGAACCAGGGACCAACGAAGUAGCUUUUACCUCUGAAAUCAUGGGAGUCCCUUAGUACAGAUCACAUGGUUCUGAACAGAUAAUUUUAUCGUUUUCAGGAAUGAUUUUUAAAGUCGUUUCAUAGGCUAGGUUCUGUAUUCAGCUGUUUUGCACCUGAAGUCAGAACAACAUUACUCGAAAGUCUAGACUAAAGAUUAGUAACACUUCUGGGCUUAUUCACUCACGGUUACCGUGAUUUGUGCGGUGGAGAUAACCUUUACCAAUACGACGUCUAUAAUACAGUUUAUAACAGCCCCCCGGGGAUGGCAAUGCAAACAGAUACCGUAUAUUUUUAAAGAUCGUUGGUUAGUAACUUGGGAUGGGUAUAAUCAAAGGCAGGUUCACAGUACGGAGUUCAGAUCUCUGUUUGUUGCUGCCCUGGGAAAGUACACAAAUGAAAGCUCCAGAGAGACAUUUUCAUUCUAAAACUGACAGACAGUGAAGGAUUACUUUGUUUUUUAGGAUCCAGCAUUUAAGGGUGGGGUGAGAUGAGCAGGAUGGGGGGGGGGGGCAGAGUGGAAUUGAACAAUUACAGCCAGAGUGGAGGCUGGAGGGAUUACAAACUCAGUGCAAAACUCUUGGAGCUCCUUCCCUCCGAUAGGAAAUCCAGCCAUAGAACAGUUGGACAAGUGAGAAAACAGCAUAACCGCCGUUGAUCAAAGAUCAGAUGCAAAUAUUUUUGAAAACCUACUAACGUGGGGCGCCUGGGUGGCUCAGUCAGUUAAGUGUCCAGCUCUGGAUUUCGGCUCAGGUCAUGAUCUCACGUGAUUCGUGAGCUGGCGCUCCGUGUCCAGCUCUGCGCUGACAGUACAGAUACUGCUUGGGAUCCUCUCUCUCUUUCUCUCUCUCUCUGCCCCUCCCCCUCUCAUAUGCCUGCCGCACACACGGGCAUGUGCUCUCUCUCUCAAAAAAAAACCCAAAAGCAUAUUAAACAUAUUAAUGUAUUUAAACGUCUGCUUCCUGAAAAGAUUUGGAACUUUACAAUUAUUUGAGUGACUACUCAGUUUCUUUAGGGAGGGAGGAGGAGGAGGAGAGGCUAUUAUCAGGAAACAACAAUCGCACUAGCAUCCAAAGGCAGGGAAAUACAGCUCUGGUUUUUAUGCCAGAAGGAAAAUAGGACAUUUAAAAGAAAGAGCUUGCAGAAUCCAUGCCUACAAGUAAUUGUUUAAAUAAGUGGGGCAUAGUCAGUGGCAUAUAAAUUCAGAAAAGACAGCGAUUAAAUGGAAUUACUGUGUAUGUGUUUAUACAAGUCAAACUUGAAAUAAAGCUCCUGAAAUCUCCUGGUGGUCUUAACCACUUUAAACUAGUCAUGGCUUUUGCUGGUAUGCUCUGAACUGUGAGGGAUACACUUGCAGUGUGGGGAACUUACUGUUUCCCCGUUUGGGCUGUAUUACUCUUCUGUCCUCCUUAGUUACCCCAGUUUUCAACACUCCUAUUGGCUGUUGUGUUCAUGAGUAAGAGUAACUUUGAGUGGCCUCAUAGUUCACUUAAGAUUCUGCUGUUAGCCACAUGGGGAUUUGGGGAACUUGCAAAUAAAUCCACUCACAAAUCCAUCACCCGGCUGACAAGUUAAACAGUGCCAUUUGUGGGUGGAAUGUUAUUUGUUUUCGUUUUUGUUGUUUAAAGAACGCCUAACUGCAUCCUUUCAGUCUCUGUCCAUCCCCGUGCUGCACCUUCCUUUGUGACAUUACUUCUAACUGCAUCACCCAGAAGAGAGGAAAUUGGGGUUUGGGGUUGAAGGGUUGAGAAGGAAGUAAAACUUUUUUGGCUCCCUCACCCAUCAGUUUUAACGAUAGUCGUUAUAGACAGAUGCGGGCUUUCUGAACUCAGUAGCAAGUGCCCUUGUAGGAGGCCUUUGUGCGGCCAAGACGAGCUUGGACUCCUGAGGGUGGGAGAAGGCCAUUCAGUCUUGAGCCAUCUUUUUGUUUGUUUGUUUAAUGUUUGUUUAUUUUUGAGAGAGAGUGUGUGAGCAGGGGAGGGGCAGAGAGAGAGAAGGAGACACAGAAUCCGAAGCAGGCUCCAGGCUCCGAGCUGCCAGCGCGGAGCCUGACGCGGGGCUCGAACCCACGAACCGUGAGAUGGUGACCUGAGCCAAAAUUCGACUGAGCCACUCGGGCAUCCCUUCAGCCAUCUUUGAUGUCCACAAUACCCGCAGGGACCACGCGAAGACACAGGAGGGAGCCCACGAGGGCAUCAAGGGAUUGACAUUGCCCUCAGGCAGCUGGGGGUGGGGGGCAGGAAGCAGUGCUGUCAGAAACCCUCCUUUUAUUAUCUUAGCUGAGGAAGUUCCUACUAGUACAAGCAUUAUUGGAAGAUACCUUCUCUGAGAGGGUUAUUACUGCAUAUCCAGAAAUUCCUUAGAAUCACACGACCCAAUUUAUGUCACUUACAUUUCUCAUUGUGCCUUCGUUUAUUCUGCACGGUCUCCAGCGGACCCCCUUCUACCCUGAAACAUAUACCGGAGGCCUCAAUUCGAUCCGCCAGAGUAUCUGGUUGGUUCAGAGAGCCACAUCGCUGGGAGCCUUAUCAGAAAGGUUUGACUCCAGGGCCUUUAGCCAGCAUAACUUAAUGAUUGGCUCGAUGGGUUUCGAAGCAAACAAAUCAAAGCAGCUCCACCAUCCCCUUAGGAGAAAAGCUGCUGUUCAGUCCAGGAAGACGUGUGCCAUAAGAGAGUAGGAGACACUCCCAAAGAGAUUCAGUGCCCAUUUGGUCUUCCACCAUCACAGAUGGCAGCAAUGGCGGCAGCCUGGAAAACUACGGAGCCUUGGUCUUCUCAUCCCGUAUACGCAAGAUACUGGCGACACUACCAUCAGGCGAUGGCCUGGAUGCGAAGCCACCAUAAUGCCUACAGGAAGGCCGUGGAGUCUUACCUCACCGGCCCGUGGUUCUUCCCUCCUGCGGCUCUCCCCAGAAGCUCUUACACUGACAAGGCCGGGUCUCCUUGGUCCUCUCGUGACCGCCCCCCGGCCCCUCCGGACUCACGCCGCGGCCACUCACAUACUAGAAGGUCCGGGCAGCGUCCGCGGGCCUGCGCGACAGAAGAGCGGGCUCGGCCCGCAGAGGAGGAGGCGGACAGCGAGUCGGACGGGGGUGUGGAGUGCGACCUGAGCAACAUGGAGAUCACCGAGGAGCUGCGCCAGUACUUCGCAGAGACCGAGCGGCACCGGGAGGAGCGACGGCGGCAGCAGCAGCUGGACGCCCAGCGCCUGGACGACUACGUGAACGCCGACCACGGCCUGUACUACGGCACCCGGCGCUCGGUGGAGCCCCCCUCCGAGAGGCCCGGCGAGCGGCGCCAGGCCGAGAUGAAGCGCCUGUACGGGGACAGCGCCGCCAAGAUCCAGGCCAUGGAGGCCGCCAUGCAGCUGAGCUUCGACAAGCACUGUGACAGGAAGCAGCCCAAAUACUGGCCGGUCAUUCCGCUCAAGUUCUGAGCCCGGGGUGCAGCGUGCCCAGCCAUCACCCCCUUCCCCUCCCGCGCAUCUUCUCAGGGAAAUGUCUCUCAGCCCGAGAAUAAGGCAUGUUCACCAAACUCCCAGGGGGCCCACCACAGGGGUAACACGUCGGCCGCUUGAAGUCGGCGAGACGGAUACUGUCGCCAACAUGAAAGGUUUUCUUUUGGCCUAAAGUGAUGAUUUCAUGUAGAUUAUACUUGGUUUUGAGGUUAAUAUUCGGUUCAUUAAAGUCCUCUUUUUGCCACUGCCUAGUGUUUUUGGUU